Molecule: messenger RNA, 1743 nt
Organism: Lottia gigantea (owl limpet)
Lineage: Eukaryota; Metazoa; Mollusca; Gastropoda; Lottiidae
Exons: 13
Coding region: 1-1743 (580 amino acids)
Biological process (GO): intracellular protein transport
Molecular function (GO): protein binding
Source: RefSeq, a predicted model, not a curated record
AUGGCUACUGCUUGUAAACUUGAGUGGGUUCCCGAUUCCCUCUAUAAUACUGCAAUUUCUGCAAUUGUCGCAACAUAUGGACGACACCGUCGCGAUAUAAAAUGUUUACAAGAAGAUGUACAAUUUGAUAUAUAUUACAAACUUUAUAAUAAGGGAAGAUUGUGCCAGCUUGGAUUGGAAUUUUCAGAUAUAGAUACAUUUGCAAAGGCAUUAAAGGUUAAUGACAAAAGGUAUUUGUUACAUCAUUGCUUUCAAGCUUUAAUGGAUCACGGUGUUAAGAUAUCAGAAACACUGGCUGAGGCAUUUUCUGUACAGAUUAGUGAAGAUGUUAUUAAAGACCAAGUGAAGCGAGUUCGAAUGUUACAGUUAGGUUUUACUCUAGGUGGGUUUCUGAGUGAUGCUGGUUGGUUUGAUGAUAGUGAGAAAGUUUAUAAAGCCUGUUUAGAAAUCUGUCAAGUAGAUACAACUCAAGGCUCAUUAUGUCGAGCUCUAGAAUGUAGUGUUAGGUUAUUACAUGUACAGAAUGCUAACUGUAAAUAUGAUGUAGCUGAGAGAACGUGUAUUAAUGCAUUUAAAUUAGUGGAGAAAUUAAAAACAAUGGGUAUAACAGUCAGUAAAGCAACAUUAUAUACAGAGUAUUCCACACUAUUAUUUGCUAAAAGUCAUUAUGAUGAGGCUUUCCAUAAUUGUACAUUGGCAUUAGCAGAAAUAACAACAUCUCUAUCUCAUAAAGCUGUUGUAGAUGUUUUAAGGCAAUGUUCUAAGGCUUGUGUUGUUAAAAGAGAAUUUGAAAAAGCUGGUCUAUUGAUUAAACAUGCUGUAUUAUAUGCCAGAGAACAUUUUGGUACUAAACAUCCCAAAUAUUCUGAUGCUUUGUUAGAUUAUGGAUUUUUUCUUCUCAACAUAGACUCAAUAUCAGCUGCUGUACAAGUUUAUCAGAUGGCUCUAGAUAUUCGUCAGUCUGUAUUUGGUGGAAAGAAUUUAUUUGUAGCUACAUCUCAUGAAGAUUUAGCCUAUGCUUGUUAUGUUAAUGAAUAUAGUUCAGGAAAAUUUACUGAUGCCAAAGAUCAUGCUCAAAAAGCUAUUGAGAUAUUAUGUGAUAUAUUACCAGAGCAACAUUUAUUAUUAUCAUCUUCUAAACGAGUUAAAGCUCUGAUUCUGGAAGAAAUAGCUAUAGAUAGUCACCAUAAGGAAACAGAAGCCAAGUUAUUACAAGAAGCUCAAGAAUUACAUCUUCAAUCCUUAGAGUUGGCUAUAAAAGCUUUUGGUGAAGAUAAUGUUCAAACAGCCAAACAUUAUGGUAAUUUAGGUCGUCUCUAUCAAUCCAUGCAACGAUAUCAGGAAGCAGAAGAAAUGCAUCUAAAAGCUAUAGAUAUUAAAGAGAGAUUAUUAGGUCCUGAUGAUUAUGAAGUAUCUCUAUCAGUUGGUCAUCUAGCCUCUUUAUAUAAUUAUGAUAUGGCCAAAUUUGAUGAAGCUGAAAAACUUUACCUUCGAUCAAUUGCUAUUGGAAAGAAGUUAUUUGGUGAAGGAUAUAGUGGUUUAGAAUAUGAUUAUCGUGGCUUAUUAAGACUCUAUAGUAAUUUAAAUGAUAUCAACAAAACUAGUCAUUACUCUAAUAUCUUACAACAGUGGAAUCAAAUACGUGAUAAAAACAAUGCUGUAGAGAUCAAACCAUUGGAUAUUGACAUAGAUAUUACUGUUCCUGAAAUAGUUCAACUAAUGUUCUCAUCACAACAGACAUAA